Vitis vinifera (wine grape) is the source of this 939-nucleotide messenger RNA. RefSeq lists its product as uncharacterized. Lineage: Eukaryota; Viridiplantae; Streptophyta; Magnoliopsida; Vitales; Vitaceae. The record is from RefSeq and is a predicted model, not a curated record. Bases 1 to 939 code for a protein of 312 amino acids. The transcript is spliced from 2 exons.
AUGAUUGUUACUGUCGCUAUCACCGUUACCAUCAUCAUCAUCAUAAUCAUCACCGUUACCAUCAUAGUCACCAUUAUCGUCAAUGUUACCGUUACUGUGGCUGUGACCGUUACCAUUACCUUCACCAUCACAUUUACACUCAUCAUGACAAUUAUCAUCACCCUUACUGUUACCAUCAUUGUUAUUGUUACUGUCACCAUUAUCGUCAUUGUUAUCGUUAACAUCACCAAUACCAUCACUGUUAUCGUUACCAUUACUAUUACAUUCACCGUCACAUUUACAGUCAUCAUGACAAUUAUCGUCACCCUUACCAUUAUCAUCACUAUUACUGUUACUGUCACCAUUAUCGUUACUGUUAUCGUUAACAUCACCGUCACCAAUAUUGUUACCGCCACCGUUACAGUUACUAUCACUGUUACCGUCAGUAUUACCGUCAACGUCACCAUUACUGUUAUCGUUACCCUUACCAUCACUAUUACAGUUACCGUCACCGUAACCAUUAUCGUCACCAUUACCAUGACAGUAACCGUUUUCGUCACCGUUAUCGUCAUCGUUACCGUCAUCGUUACUAUUACCAUUGCCGUCAAUGUGACCAUUACUGUCACCGUUAUCGUCACCGUCAAUGUGAUUAUCACCGUCACCGUUACCAUGACUGUUACCGUAACUGUCAUCAUUACUGUCAUCGUGAACAUGAUCGUGAUAGUUAUCGCCACCAUCACUAUCACCGUUACCAUCAUCAUUUCCAUCACCAUUACUGUGUCUAUUACAUUUAACAUUCUUGUUACUAUUACCGUCACCGUUACCAUAAUCGUUACUGUUACUUUCACCAUAACCAUUACCGUCAUCAUCAAUAUGAUCAUUAUUGUGACCAUUAUCGUCAUAGUACCGUCAUCAUCGUUGAUACCAUUACCGUUACCCUUACUCUCAUCAUUACUAUGA